CAAACGAAAACAACUUCCACCUAGAGUGGGCUGACAGACAGACUUCUGGAUAUUGCUUGACCCGAAAGCAUCGAUUCCUGUCCUUGAGAAUACCUUAGUCAAGAUGGAAAAUGGUACAUCCACUGAAGGGAAAGAUCCAUCGACUUUCCUUGGCGAGAUAAUCGGUGCUCCGGUGACCAUCAAAUUAAACUCUGGUGUUGUCUAUAAAGGCGAACUCCAGUCAGUAGAUGGCUACAUGAACAUAGCCUUGGAGAAAUCUGAGGAGUUUGUGAACGGACGGUUGACACGAAGCUAUGGCGAUGCUUUUAUCCGGGGCAAUAAUGUGCUUUACAUAUCCGCUCAUUGAUAAAUUUCACCAUUGAAGGCACCACGGUCAUCACAAGGAUGUGCAGUUCCUCGCCAAGCCUACAGGUGAGGAGCGCGUUGUCCGAGCCCCUGCGAGGGUGGAAAGAGCACUUCAAAAAGGAUGUUGUCUCUGGUGGACGGAAGCAGCGAGUGAAGGUCAAACCAGGAAGCAGUACGUCUUGAAUAUACCUGGGCAGUAUUGUGCUUCAACCUGAGGUACAGUGUGCCAUUUGAAGAAUAGCAAAGCCCCCGGUUUUAGGCUUGAGAGCGAUUGGGUGUGAUAGCGAGUUUUGCAGAGUGAGCCAUGGCUUUAUUGUACCUAUUCAUUGCAUAGGAGAUCCGAUAGAUAGAGAGGGAUGAUAGAUCUUCUACAUGUGAUAGUUCGGCA
Molecule: messenger RNA, 733 nt
Organism: Aspergillus homomorphus CBS 101889
Lineage: Eukaryota; Fungi; Ascomycota; Eurotiomycetes; Eurotiales; Aspergillaceae
Product: U4/U6-U5 snRNP complex subunit LSM6
Exons: 3
Coding region: 104-346 (80 amino acids)
Biological process (GO): mRNA splicing, via spliceosome; maturation of SSU-rRNA
Cellular component (GO): nucleolus; U4/U6 x U5 tri-snRNP complex; sno(s)RNA-containing ribonucleoprotein complex
Molecular function (GO): RNA binding
Source: RefSeq, a predicted model, not a curated record